GCAUCAACAUCUUCGUGAGCCCUCGAGUUUUCGCCGGAUGGUGUCAUAACGAUGGCAGAUAAUCCGAAGAAGCGAAAGCAAACUUCUGAUGGCCCCUCAACAGCGAAGAGGCCUCGGUUCCCUCAGAGGCCGGAGCACCACAUCAAAUCCACCUCCACAACCAGCGCGUAUCCCAAUGGCGAGCUCAACGUUUCCCGCUUUAUGCGCGCACAUGAGAACGAGAUCAAGGCUUUGGAGAGGGCUAUGGUCAAUGCUAAGAAGGGAUCGAUGCGACGUGCCUUCCAAGACGUGCCCCGAGAAUUGAGAAGGAGGACCGGCAGUCAUAAUCCCCAGCGUGUACCGAAGAGGCUCAGGGCUCGAGCAUUCCAGGAGGCCAAGGAUGACAACACGCCCAUAAGUAAAAACAAGAGCGGCAGCGGUACUGGAAAAGGAAAGCAAAAAUGGCUGAGGAAGGCGGGCAGAGAAAAGAGCCAGCAGAGGGGACGGAAAAAGAAGGGCAAAGACCCAAAUGCAAUCACAGUCACUGUACAGGAGAAGCCUAUGCCGGAGCUGGCCCCAAAGUCCGAGUCUAACAGGAAGGUUCCAGGACUGGAAAUGGCAAAACCCAAACGGAAGAAGCAGCCAAAACUCGCCGUCCCAGGUAUACCGCCUUCUCGAUUCCGUAGGCGACAGGUGAAUAAGACGUGGUUACCCACACAUAUAUGGCACACCAAACGAGCCACCAUGACAGCGCCGAAGGAGCCAUUGUGGCGGUUUGCAAUUCCGAUUACACCCAUUCUGAAGUCAUACCGGUUGACCCAUCGAGCCGUCUCGUUAAGAGGAGCCGUCGCUUGGGAUAUGAGCUACAUUUCCACUAUUGGUCUAGAAGGGGUAGAAGCUAGCCUUAUUGGUCUCCUGAAAUCAAUGCACUUUGCUGAAGAGGAUGGAGUCCGACCUUGGCAAGAAACCGGACUAGGGAAGAAGUGGAGAAAUGGCACGAGAGCAUGGGAAGGUUGGAUACAUGAAAGACAAGGGUCUCCGCCUAAGAAGAUGUCACGAGUCACUGUCAUCUGGAAUACCCAGGAGCAGCCGGAGCCGAAGAAGAGGAACAUAUUUGUUCGCGUCCAUCCAAGCGCUUUCCUGCAACUCUGGGACCAUGUUACGAAAGCAGCCAAAGUGCAGAAGCCAGCUGUUACAGUAGAGGAUUUAAGGUUCGAGAUUGGGUCUAUCGAAAUCAUGGGACCUGCCGCAGCCGAGACUGCCUGUUCCAUUCUCCACCCCGCUCCUACAGGAGCUCGUUCCUCUGGGCCAGCCGAGUGUGUCUGGCAGAGUUUGGCUUCUGUUACUGACGUCGGUGUACUGCCUCGGAACCCCGUCAUAGCGUUUUCUUGUACUGAUCCUCGCCUGCGGGAUCCUCCCCGGACGGCCACAGCCGCCUCAAGCUCGCAGUCAGACCUGCUGACAGAGACGCUCGCAUACUGGCCGAUAGACCAUGUACAAGCUCCGUCGGAGUUAUUCACUCGCAAUGCCAGACUCGCGGCCGGGCGUUGUUUGCCCUCUCAACAGUCCGUCAAUCGCCGGAAAAGCGCAGCGGCGCCCGGCCAGUAUCCGGAGGCGCGAUCCUCGGACCCUCGCAUUCCUAUGCUGACUUAUAUCUCCAGCGAAACUAAAACCUGGACUAUUCUACUGCCCUGGAAAUGUGUGGCUCCUGUAUGGAGGGGUAUUAUGCGGUACCCGGUUUCGACAGGCGGAACCCCGAGAUUUGGCGGCUUGAACGAGAUACAUCAGGUUAACUUCGAGCGCUCGAAGCCUUGCUUUCCAUUUGAUUUCCCAGGAACAGAUGCGGGGUGGGCUUGGGAGUUGCAGGAGCGCGUCAAGCGGAGGCAAGACUGGACAAAGAGGCCGAAGGGCAAGAGAAUUGAAUGGAAGACUUUGGAUUUGGGAAGCGGGAGCAAGGGCGAACUGGGAGACCCUUGGGCUUGCGCGUGGGAACUAUUAUUGCCCAAGAAAUCAGAAGAAGGACCCGAGCCUACAAAGAAAUUGGAAACAACAGCCUCCUCAUUCCGACAAGCGCUCAGCCUGGACGUCCUUAAGCUGCUCUCGGGUCGUCACUCGUCGGAAGAACACCUUUCGCUGCCUUAUCUCUUUCCCGUCAAGAUCAGUAUGGUGCAAGGAGGUUCGCCCAUAUCUUGCGCACGCAUCUACCGUCUCCCAACGAAUGACCCUGAACUUCGUGAGCAAUGGCUUGCACUGCUGCCUGAAGGAAAACGUUCUGCGCGAGAGAAACGCAUCCUCGAGCGACGCCAACUGCUCAACAGGCAGCUUGCGAAUAAUCCCAAGCAUCAGCAGAUGAGGGAUCUUGCUUCAAGACUGUUGCAACCCGAAAAGCAAAACCACAAGCACUGCAAGCCUGGCGAUAACAAUUAUCCUUGCGCCCCUGGUGACGAGGAUCUCAUGGGUUUCGUCACAACCGGUAACUACAAUCUAUCAGAAGGCACUCCCACAGCAAUCGCAAACAUUGCGCUACAUAAAGCCCUGGAAAUAAAUGGAACUGGUGCAAGUCGUGAAGGGAAGCAAUUAUGUAUUGUUCGGGAGGCUGGUCAGACACUGGAACGGCUGCCCUGCACUAUGUCUGAGGACAGGGCCGCCGACCAGCAGGUGAAGGACGGUGGAGAUGCCGAGGCUGCCUCAUCAGAUGUGCUGGCGACAUUGACGGCAGAUAUCCUCGGAGAGUGUCUUGAAAAUGUCAUCUUCAACGCGGUUGUUGCGUGUCAUCGCUCCGAGAAACAGCUUCGGAUGCAGUCGGCUGCUACCCAGGCCGAAUCGCUCGCCCUCUCCAACCUCGAUCCGCAGCCGCUCAAAGGCUCGAACGCUCCUCCCGCUGUGCCCUUCGCCGAAACGCCCGCCGCGAAGUAUGAUAACGGUCGGGUCUACCUGAAAGGCAACCCUCUGCAGACGACACCGGAGAUCGUGUGCGCUCACUGCAAGCUGCCCAGGCUCAUGCACCCCAUCAUGGGUAAAGGCAGCCAGACCCCCGACCUCACCAAGGAGUACUGCAAGCUGUACCCUUUCGUCGAGGAGAAGGGACACGAUGCCUACGGAAAUCCAUUCCCGGAUAUGGCCAAGAGCAAGAAAGAGCGAGAGCUGAUCAAGAAGAGCGAGAAGGAUGGCGUUACAACACCAGGAUCUCAGGACACAGAGAUUCCUGGUGAAGAGACACAGAAUAAAGAGUACAAACUCGAUACGGGAGGGAAGCCGGCGUCCUACAUACCAUGGCACACGUGCCCGAACUGCAAACGGAGCUUGCUCAUCACGCGAUUCGCUCAGCACUUAGAGAAGUGCCUCGGGAUAAGUGGUAGACAGAGCUCCAGACAAGCGAUGGCAAAGUUGUCUGGCCAAAACGGGAGCGGCUCUGGAAUGGGGAACACCCCGCUUGGUAGUCGCAUGGGAACUCCCGCACCGGGCUCCCAAGGCGAUCAAGGCGGGAGCUUCAGGGCCAAGGGAAAAGGCGGCAGCCCGGUCAAGAAGCUCGGAGACGAAGAAGAUGACGUUGACAACGAGACCCCCGAGAAAAAAAAGAAAAAGAAGAGUUCGUAUAUCAAAAAAGCGGACCGAGAAAAGAUGGCGAAGGAAGGGGGUGUGCUUAAGGUAAAGCUCAAGACUAACAGUCUGAGCAAGGAGUCCUCGAAGGAACAUGAAGGAAGGAAAAUGAGUGAGUCCCAAAGCGAGAAGCGUGAGCGAGAGGACGACGGCGAUGGCGCACCCAAGGCCAAAAAGCUCAAACUGUCGUUAGGCAGGAGCGAAAGCACAACUUCGCUCAGCGCAGAGACACGAGAGUCCUCGAAAUGAGUUGGACUGGGCUUCUCUGCUUGUGGGAUUUUUUUUGGUUCAGCAGGUUUCGACCUGUGCUUUGUCGACAACCAAUCAUUUGCAUAAGAUACUCAGCAUCAACUGGCGUUUGGAUCCUGGGGAACCCAAAGGGAUGUUUUCGGUAAUGGGGGUUGACCAACAUUGAACGGACAUGGACAUCGAGGCGUUUUGGUUUAAGGCAGGUCCCUCGUCGAGAAGGCGACACACGACACUUGUAUUCUCCUGGUUUUGUGUCCGAUAUUUUCCUGCUGCCGCAUUAUAGGGCAUAUUCUUGUACCAACACACUGGUUAUUCUGAAGCUUGAGCGGUUUUCCUGGAAGCUCGGCUCGAAUGCAUAU
Westerdykella ornata is the source of this 4187-nucleotide messenger RNA. RefSeq lists its product as uncharacterized. Gene Ontology annotation, biological process: tRNA 5'-leader removal. The record is from RefSeq and is a predicted model, not a curated record. The coding region runs from base 52 to 3828 and encodes 1258 amino acids. Lineage: Eukaryota; Fungi; Ascomycota; Dothideomycetes; Pleosporales; Sporormiaceae. The transcript has 3 exons. Gene Ontology annotation, cellular component: ribonuclease MRP complex; nucleolar ribonuclease P complex.